Capsicum annuum is the source of this 3729-nucleotide messenger RNA. Its product is annotated as G-type lectin S-receptor-like serine/threonine-protein kinase SD2-5. Gene Ontology annotation, biological process: protein phosphorylation. Gene Ontology annotation, molecular function: ATP binding; protein serine/threonine kinase activity. NCBI's taxonomy places the organism in Eukaryota, Viridiplantae, Streptophyta, Magnoliopsida, Solanales, Solanaceae. The record is from RefSeq and is a predicted model, not a curated record. The transcript is spliced from 3 exons. Bases 149 to 2773 code for a protein of 874 amino acids.
UUUCCACUGAGCAAAUUACAAUUACAGCUAUCACUUUGAAAUUCUGUAUGCUCAUUUGCUUUCUUCAACUACACACAACAAGAAGGUCAUAUUCCCAAAAAGGCACAACAGCAAAAUUCCAAUAUUUAUAGGCUAGGUUUAGAAAACAAUGCUUGCAGAAAAGGGAUUGUACUCUCCAAUCUUUCUCUUCAUGUAUCUCCUCUUUUGUUCGCCUCAGUUUGCUUUAUCGCAACCUCUAUGGGACUACAACACCAGUCUUUUGAAUUCUAUUGCGGGGCUGGCCGGGCUUUCCUCUUUAUGGAUCAACAGGAGGUCUCUUAAGGUUAAUUCCACUGACUUCAAUGAUUUGACACCCAUACUUCAUCGAGGAAAUGCUGGAUCACAAUUUCUCUGUGGCUUCUGCUGCAAUUACAAUGCCACAGAAUGCUUUCUUGGUGUCCUUUUGUAUCCCAACAGAUUCGACGGGCAGAACGAAAUGAUAAAUGAGCCCCAAUUAGUUUGGUCUGCUAACAGGAACCAUCCAGUGAAAGCCAAUGCAACCUUGAAACUAGGCCAAGAUGGCAACUUGGUCUUGACAGACUCUAAUGGCACUAUUGUUUGGUCCACUGGUACAACUGGGAAAUCAGUUUCUGGCCUAAACUUAACAGAAAUGGGAAAUCUUGUGCUCUUUGAUAAGAGAAAGCGCACAAUUUGGCAGUCUUUCGAUCAUCCUACAGAUUCUUUGCUUCCAGGGCAGAGUUUGGUUUCUAGGAAGAAGCUCAUAGCUAGCGCUUCAGCAACCAAUCGGAGUCAAGGUUUGUUUUCUCUUAGUGUUCACAAUGGAAGCUGGGCCAUUUACACAGAUACCGACCCACCUCAGUAUUUCUAUGCUUCAAAUUUUGAAGAUAGUGCUUAUUUAAGUUUUGAUGGUCGAACCCUUACUGUAUUACAAGACCCUACAACAUCGACAGCUCAAUUCAUGAAGCUUGGGCCUGAUGGACAUUUAAAGGUGUGCCAAUGGUCUGUAAUUUAUUGGAAUGAAGUUUCUGAUAUUUUGGCGCCAUAUGUAGGAAACUGUGGGUACCCAAUGGUGUGUGGACGAUACAGCAUUUGUACAAACAACGGGCAGUGUACUUGUCCGCCAGAGGAAAACUUCUUCAGGCCAUUUUCUGAGAGGAAACCAUAUCUUGGAUGUUCACAGAUGAUUUCAAUUAACUGCAACUCUUCGCAGUAUCAUAGUUUCAUAGAGCUCAAGAAUACUACAUAUUUUUCAUUUAACGUUGAUCAUGAACUAAUUUCGAGCAUAUUAUGGCUUGAGGGGAAAAAGUUGGAAGAUUGUAAAAGGGCCUGUCUGAGUGACUGUUCUUGCAAAGCUGCUGUUUUUGAAUAUGAUUGGAAUGGGAAUCAAAGAGGGAGCUGUUUGUUACUAAAUGAAGUCUUCUCUCUCAUAGACAAAGAAGGAGGAGGAGGCCAUAAAGUAUUUCUUAAGAUUCAAAAUCCCUCAAAGGCGCACACUCAGUCACCAAUCAUAUUGGGAGAAACGAAAUCAAGACCUUUCAAAGUGAUAAUAGGAUCUACUCUUGCAGCUUUCUUGGGGAUAAUUUUAAGCAUAUCUACUUGCUUUGUUAUUUUCAAAAAGUGGACACAUGAGUCCAGAAAGGCUGGUGAUUUUCUGGAUCUAGAACCAAUCUUACCUGGAAUCCUAACUCGAUUCUCUUACAAUGAGCUGAAAAUAAUUACAGAUGAUUUUAGUAGAAAGCUGGGGGAAGGAGGAUUUGGCUCUGUAUAUGAAGGAACACUGAGGAAUGGCACCAAAAUAGCUGUGAAGCAUCUGGAUGGUCUAGGUCAAGUAAAGGAAUCAUUCUUAACAGAAGUAAAGACGGUUGGUGGCAUUCACCAUAUCAAUCUGGUGAAACUCAUUGGAUUUUGUGUCGAAAAGAGCCACAGGCUUCUAAUCUAUGAGUACAUGGUAAAUGGAUCAUUGGAUAGGUGGAUUACGCAGGGAAAGCAAGAAAAUGGGCUUACAUGGCAGACAAGGCAAAGGAUAAUAUCAGAUAUUGCCAAAGGUUUAGCAUAUCUUCAUGGCGAUUGCAGUCAUAAGAUAAUUCAUUUGGACAUCAAACCACAAAACAUCCUCCUGGAUCAAUAUUUCAAUGCUAAGAUAUCAGAUUUUGGGUUGUCGAAGCUAAUUGAGAAAGACAAAAGCAAAGUUGUGACUAGAAUGAGAGGAACUCGGGGUUAUUUAGCCCCUGAAUGGUUGAGCUCGGUAAUCACUGAGAAAGUUGAUGUGUAUGCUUUUGGAAUUGUGCUCAUGGAAAUUCUCUGUGGACGAAAGAAUUUGGAUUGGUCUCAAGAUGACGAAGAAGAUGUCCAUUUUUUAAGUCUUUUUAGGAUAAAAGCGGAACAAGAGAAGCUCAUGGAUAUGGUUGACAAAAACAAUGAGGAUAUGCAGCUCCAUAGAGAAGCAGUGACAGAAAUGAUGCGCCUCGCUGCGUGGUGUCUACAGGGCGAUUUUUCCAAGAGGCCUUCCAUGUCAUUGGUGGUUAAGGCACUAGAAGGUUUGGUGAAAGUUGAAACCAACUUGGAUUAUAAUUUUACACACCUACCUGAGGUUGGGGCAGGUAACCAACAGAGGGAAGCCACUAUCAGUUCAGUAUCUCCUUCAAUUUUAUCGGGGCCAAGAUAUAUUCUUUCAGGACGCAAGCAUGAAAAAUCAACCUAUAAAAAUAAACUGCAGAAAGGAAUGAAUGUGAAUGACAUACUAUGCCUUCAUGUACAGGAAAAUAUAACAUAAAGCAACUGAUCUUGCAAAGCAACUCAAUUUCGAUUUGGCGGACUGGCAAUACAAUGGGUGAUUGCAUAAUGUAUGUUGAAUGAAGUUCUUUCUCUCAUGAACAAUGACGGGGAUGUUAUAAGACCACUUUAUUUAUCAAGGUGAAGAACGCUUCUAACUUACAAGCCUUUUUCUCAUCAACAGAUCAAAUAUAGUAACCAAAGAGCAAAAGAAAAUUAGAAAAGGGAGGUUCCCAGAAUGCUAUUACAAAAUAGCUAAUAAAAAGAAAAUACUACAAGUGUUUGCAUGGAUUAUGUCCCUGGUCUAUAAUACCAGGGGAAGGAAAUUGUAUUUUCUGCCAUUUCCUUCAAUUUUCCUUUUUCUAUUCUUUUCUUGUUUUCGACACGAUGAAAAGAUAAUAGAAAGGUAAAGCUGGAAUUUAACAUCAUCACCGUUGAUAAACAUAGAGAACUGAUAUAUUCAUUUAUUACAAGAGCUUGUCAACACUCGUGGUAAUUGAAAUAAAUAAUUACGUGACUAGUUUUCAAAUUUCAGUAAAUAAAAAUAAGAAGGCAUAUCUUAAUGGUCAACGUCAACUGCUAAAACAGUGUUGAGAGUCAACAGAAGUAGCUAAAUGAAACUGGUUUAGCAGAAGAUUGACCUAGUUUUGCCUUUGGGGUUGAAAAUUAUUUAGUUGGAAUUUAGGAAUUGUUCUUUAGUGGAAGACAGCCAUAAUGUGGAGAAAGGUGCCAAAAUACCACUAUUAAAAAGUCUUAUUUUAGCCAUGUAAUUUAGUGAGGACGUUCCUCACUAAUCGCGAUUUAGCGAGGACACCCUCACUAAUCAAGAUUUAGUGAGGGCAGCCAUUACUAUAAGGUGUCUUGCUAAUUUAAGCCUUGCUAAUUAUUAGUGAGAGAGACCCUCGCAAAAUAGUAAAGGACUUCGACAAUAAGCUAUCGCCAUAUUGGUCUCACAAU